AUUUUUUUUCAUUUACUAAAAUCCGUUUUUUUUCAUUUCUUUAAAAUUAAUAACCAAAAUAAAUCUCUCUAUCUCUCUGCAUUUUUCUUUGGUUUUCUCAUUUUUUUAAGAGCUACCGUUUCUUCCAGCUCUCUCUUCGUUGCAGAAUUCAAGAUCCUUCUCGGCACUGAAUGACAGAGAUUACUAACUGUACUGUAGAAUCUUCACAAAGAAGCUUUUAGAAGAAGAUUUGGCUGACUGAGAAAGUGAACAAAAAAGGCGAAAUUUCCAGAUUUUGAAAUUUUGAGGCAAGAUGGAUAGUUAAUGUGCUUGCAAGUUGAUCGGAAUUUGAAGAGGAGAUGGGCAGGCGGCGUUUUACGGAGACGAUAAAAUCGUUUUUUGGAAGUCACUUUGAUCCAGAGAAAGAUGAACAGCUGAAAGGAGAAAAAAUAGAUAUCGAUGAUAGAGUGGAAAGGAUUUUAAAGCUUAUUAAAGAGCAAGAUGGGAUCUCAGCAGAGAAUUCCAAAAGUGAACCUCUUACUGUGUUAAUUGAGGAUCUCCACAAGCACUGCCACUCCCUAUAUGAGCGAUAUGAUCAUCUGACAGGACAGCUACAUAGCAAGUUCAAACAAGGAACAGAUGGCUCGUCUUCAUCAAGCUCGGAUUCAGAUUCUGAUAAUUCUUCGAAGAAGAAAGGAAGUAAAAAUGGAAAAUUGGAAAGCCAAUAUAAGAAAAUAACAGAAGAUGUAAAGCAAGAACUUCAAGUGGCGAAUUUAGAAAUAGAAGACCUGACGAGUAAGUUGACAGCUGCAGCUGAAGAAAAGGAAGCUUUGAAUGCAGAAUAUCUGACUGCUUUAAGCAGGAUACAAGAAGCAGAGGAAGUUGUUAGAAAUUUGAAGUUAGAGGCUGAAAGAUUUGAUGUCGAGAAAAAGAAACUUUUGGUUGAGAAUGAACAAAUGAAGCAAGAACUAGAUGCUUCUGAAAAUAAAGCCGAAGAACUGAACCAGAGAUUGGGGGAGAUGACGAAAGAGAAAAAUGACUUGAAUCUAGAAUUUGCAGACUUGAAAAGUAAGUUGGCAGCUACGACUGAAGAAAAGGAAGCUUUCAGUUUGGGAAAUCAGAGAGCUUUAAGCAGGAUACAAGAAGUAGAGGAGAUCAUUACAAAUUUGAAGUUGGAAUCUGAGAAUUUAGAGGCAGAAAAGGCGAAGAUCUUGGCUGAGAAUAAAGAACUGAAACAGAACCUAGAUGCUUAUGGCAUUAAAGAAACAGAACUGAAUCAGACAUUGGAGGAGAUGACCAAAGAGAAAAAUGACUUGAAUCUAGAAUUUGCAGACCUGAAAAGUAAGUUGGCAGCUACAACUGAAGAAAAAGAAGCUUUUAGUUUGGAACAUCAUACAGCUUUAAGCAGGAUACGAGAAGUAGAGGAGAUGAUUACAAAUUUGAAGUUGGAAUCUGAAAAUUUAGAGGCAGAGAAGGCAAUAUUUUUGGCUGAGAAUAAGGUGCUGAAGCAAAACUUAGAUGCUUCUGGCUUUAAAGAAGCAGAACUGAAUCAGAGAUUGCAGGAGAUGAGCACAGAGAAGGAUGGCUUGGCUCUGGACAAAGAGACCGCCAUAAAAAAGAUUGAAGAGGGUGAGAAAGUAGCAGAAGAAUUAAAAAUGGCUGCUAACAAGUUGCAAGAAGAGAAGUUAGCUCUUGUGCAGGAACUAGAGAAGUUUACCGCAGAAGUUGCUAGUGUAAAUCAGCAAUUAGAUGCUUCUGGAAUUAAAGAAGCAGAAUUAAAUCGGAGAUUGGAAGAGAUUAGCACAGAGAAGGACGGCUUGGCUUUGGAGAAAGAGAUUUCCAUUAAAAAGAUUGAAGAGGGGGAGAAAUUGGCGGAAGAACUAAAACUCACUGCUAAUAAGCUGCAAGAAGAGAAAUUAGCUCUUGGGCAAGAACUAGAAAGGUUUACCGCGGAAGUUGCUAGUGUGAAGCAGCAACUAGAUGCUUCUAGCAUAAAAGAAGCAGAACUGAAUCAGAGAUUGGAGGAGAUGAGGACAGAGAAAGAUGGCUUGGCUCUGGAGAAAGAGACUGCCAUUAAAAAGAUUGAAGAAGGUGAAAAAGUAGUCGAAGAAUUGAAUAUCGCUGUUAAUAAGCUGCAAGAAGAGAAAUUAGCUCUUGGGCAAGAGCUUGAAAAGUCUACUGCAGAAGUUGCUAGUGUGAAGCAGCAGCUAGAUGCUUAUGCUAUUAAUGAAGCAGAACUGAAUCAGAGAUUGGAAGUGAUGAGCACAGAGAAAGAUAACUUGGCUCUGCAGAAAGAGACUUCCAUUAAAAAGAUUGAAGAGAGAGAAAAAGUUGCAGAAGAAUUAAAAACCGCUGCUAAUAAACUGCAAGAGGAGAAAUCCGCUCUCGGGAAAGAACUUGCAAGGUUUACCGCAGAAGUUGCCAGUGUGAAGCUGCUAUUAGAUGCUUCUGGCAUUAAAGAAGCAGAGCUAAAUCAGAAAUUGGAGGAGAUGAGUGCUGAGAAUAAUGACUUGGGUCUGGAGAAAGCAGAUGCCAUUAAAAAGAUCGAAGAGGGAGAGAAAGUAGCAGAAGAAUUAAAAAUCGCUGCGAAUAAGCUACAAGAAGAAAAGUUUUCUCUCGGGCAAGAACUAGAAAGGUUAACCGCAGAAGUUGCCAGUGUGAAGCAGCAACUAGAUGCUUCUGUCAUUAAAGAAACAGAACUAAAUCAGAGGUUGGAGGAGAUGAGCACAGAGAAAAAUGACAUGGCUCUGGAGAAAGAGACUGCCAUUAAAAAGAUUGAAGAGGGAGAAAAAGUUGCGGAAGAAUUAAAAAUCGCUGCUAAUAAACUGCAAGAGGAGAAAUCAUCUCUCGGGCAAGAACUUGAAAGGUUUACCGUAGAAGUUGCCAGUGUGAAGCUGCUAUUAGAUGCUUCUGGCAUUAGAGAAGCAGAACUAAAUCAGAAAUUGGAGGAGAUGACCGCUGAGAAAAAUGACUUGGGUCUGGAGAAAGCGGAUGCCAUUAAGAAGAUUGAAGAGGGAGAGAAAGUAGCAGAAGAAUUAAAAAUCGCUGCGAAUAAGCUACAAGAAGAGAAGUUUGCUCUCGGGCAAGAACUAGAAAGGUUAACCGCCGAAGUUGCUAGUGUGAAGCAGCAACUAGAUGCUUCUGGCAUUAAAGAAGCAGAACUCAAUCAGAGGUUGGAGGAGAUGAGCACAGAGAAAAAUGGCAUGGCUCUGGAGAAAGAGACUGCCAUUAAAAAGAUUGAAGAGGGAGAAAAAGUUGCAGAAGAAUUAAAAAUCGCUACUAAAAAGCUACAAGAAGAGAAGUUAGCUCUUGUGCAAGAACUUGAAAGGUUUACUGAAGAAGUUGCUAGUGUAAAGGAGCAACUAGAAUCUUCCAAGCUGCAAGCUGCAGAUUUUAGCCACAACCUGUCGGUUACGGAGGAAGAGAAUAAAUCUCUGACUUCAACAAUUUCAGUACUAAAUCAAAGAUUGGAAGUUUUGAUUGGUGAGAAAGACAACCUACUCGUGGAGAAAGAGACUGCAGUGAGAAGAGCUGAAGAGGCAGAGAAGAUUGUUGAAGAAUUAAGAACCUUGGCUGAUCAACUGCAGGAUGAAAAAGUAACUAGGGCGCAACAACUAGACACUCUCAGGGCUGAAAUUUCCAGCACAAAGCAGCAACUAGAAUCCACAGAACAGAAGGUAUCAGAUCUAACGCACAAUUUGAGAGUUUCUGAAGACGAGAAGGCUUCUCUAAUCUUAAAAGUUUCAAGCAAUUCAAAUGAGAUUCAACAGGCACAGAAUACAAUACAAACACUUGAGGCUGAAUCAGGUCAACUGAAGGAGAAACUGGAUGAUAGGGAAAAAGAGUUUUCAUCCAUUUUAGUAUUGAAUGAGGUAAAUUUAAGUAAGCGCUCAACCCAAAUAAAGGAAUUAGAGGCUCGAGUGACUGGUCUUGAGCUGGAGCUUGCGUCAGCACAGGGUCAGAAUAGAGAAAUGGAGGUGCAGAUCGAGGGUAAGGUGUCUGAAGCAAAACAACUGGUGGAAGAAAAUCUACGACUAGCAUCAAGGUAUGAAGAGCUUGAGAUGAUGUCAAAAGAGAGGGAAGAUGAACUAUCUGCUCUUACGAAGAAGCUUCAAGAUAAUGAGAAAGAAUCAUUGUCUCGAGUAGAAAGUCUGACAGAACAACUCAACUCUCUGCUAGCGGAAGUGGAUUCUUUACAUGCCCAAAAAGCAGAGUUGGAAGUGCAUAUUGUUAGUAAAGGCGAUGAAUCAUUGAUCCAGGUUAAGGGUCUCAUUGAUCAGGUUAAUGAAUUAGAGAGGCAAAUGGAGUCUUUACAGAGUGAGAAAGCUGAGUUGUUACUGCAACUUGAGGAUAAAACUCAGGAAAUUUCAAAGUUUCUGAUUCAAAUAGAAACUUUGAAAGAGGAGAUAGCAUGCAAGACUGAAGAUCACCAGAGAAAUCUUGGAGAGAAAGAAAGUUUGACAGGGAAAAUUGAUGAUCUGGGAUUGCAGAUUGAGACUCUUUGUAACCAGAAAUUGGAUCUUGAAGAGAAAAUAAGAACGGAAAUCAAAGAAAGUGGGCAGUUGAAAGAGGAAAUGCAAGGCUUACGUGAUCAAAUAAAUGAAUUGGAAAAAAUCGUAGCAGAGAGAGAGCUUGAGUUAGCUGCCCUCCAGGAGAGACAUGAAAAAGAAGAGGAUGAAGCUUCUGAGAAGAUAAUGUCCUUAACUUCACAGACUAACCAUCUGGAACUGGAUUUGGAGGCCUUGCAGUUUAAGAAAAAUGAAUUGCAGUCGCAGCUUGAGAAAGAGAGAAAAGAGCUUCGGGAGAGCCUCACCGCGAUGGAAAAUGAAAAGACAGAAUUCAUGAGCCAAAUUGCAGAUCUGCAAAAGAUAAUGGAAGAAAAGGAGGACGCUUUCAGGAAGUUAACAGAGGAGUGUAAGGAAAUGGUGCUUUCCCUCCAGGAUUGCAGGGGAAAUCUCAAAGUAGCUGAAAGAAAAUUGGAAGAAUCCAACGAGAACUGCGGUUUCAAAGAUGAAACAGUAGCUGAAUUGGAAAGAGAAAUUGAGGACCUGAAGAGGGAUCUUGAGCUAAAAGGCGAUGAGCUCACUUCUACAGUUGUGGAUGUAAGGAAUAUUGAAGUGAAGCUUCGGUUAUCAAACCAGAAACUCCGGGUCACAGAACAAUUACUAUCCGAGAAUGAAGGGAUUUUUAAAAAAGCAGAAGCAGGUUACCUGCAAGAGCAGAGAAGACUGGAGGAAAAAGUUGCUACACUGUCGGGGGUGAUUGCUGCUAAUAGACAGGCUUGUCAUAAGAUGGUCACGGAUAUCUCGGAAACAGUAAAUGGUACAUCGAAAGGAAUGGAAGCUCUCACACUCAGAACCGAAGAAGACUAUAGCAGACAUUCACAAUGUAUUUUGGAACUGUCGAAAGAGAUUCAGGUUGUGAAGAAUCAAGCAGUUGAGAUGAAGAAUGAGAAGGAAAAACUUGGAAAAGAAGUCGGUACUCUAGUCGAGCGACUACAGGUUAUUAAAGAGCAAGAAUCAGCAUUGAGAGCAAAAGUCAAACAACUCGAGGUCAAGGCAAGCAAGGACGAAGGGGAGAAACAGAACUUAACCAAUGCUGCUACUGAACUGCAGAGAAAGUUGACAGCAAUGGAGACAUUGAUGAAAGAGAAGGAUGAAGGCAUGGUAGACCUCGGCGAAGAGAAGAGGGAGGCCAUACGGCAGCUUUGCGUGUGGAUUGAUUAUCACCAGAAUCGCUAUGAUCAUCUCAGAGAAAUGGUGUCCAAGAUGCCUGCAAGAGGGCAGAGAACAGCUUAAAAAGGUUGCUUUUUAUUUAUUUAUCACAGUGCGUUCGUUGUAGCUAUUGUUAGACUAUAAUGUUUCAUUUCUUCAUUAUUUUUCCUAUUCCUAAAGGUCACUGUGAUUUUAGGUGACAGUAGUCGGUUUUUAGUUGCCGUAUCAUAAGGUUGGCUUGCAAUUGAUUCAUAGAGUUGUAUAGAAUUUUUUUCAUAUUGUCUGUUGUCCUUGAAAAUAUGGUUUAAUAUUUUUAAUUCAAUUUAUAGCAUAAAAAGUUAAUAUAGUUA
This is a messenger RNA of Mercurialis annua (annual mercury), 6043 nucleotides long. Its product is annotated as COP1-interactive protein 1. The record is from RefSeq and is a predicted model, not a curated record. The coding region runs from base 339 to 5777 and encodes 1812 amino acids. The transcript has 4 exons. Lineage: Eukaryota; Viridiplantae; Streptophyta; Magnoliopsida; Malpighiales; Euphorbiaceae. Gene Ontology annotation, molecular function: actin binding.